Messenger RNA from Amphimedon queenslandica, 3308 nucleotides. RefSeq lists its product as uncharacterized. The record is from RefSeq and is a predicted model, not a curated record. The coding region runs from base 33 to 3308 and encodes 1091 amino acids. The transcript has 9 exons. NCBI's taxonomy places the organism in Eukaryota, Metazoa, Porifera, Demospongiae, Haplosclerida, Niphatidae.
ACGCCUACCAUCAGCACACAGGCUCAUCAGUGAUGCUGCUCUUGAAGCUGCUCCCUGUGGUUCUGUUUCUCUUCGUUACUUAUUCUACUGCCACAUAUCCUGUCUUUACAGCCUCCUUUGAGGCAAUUCUAGCACAAUGUGAUGGACGUAACAACAAAUACAAUAUAUAUGUGGGAUACAAGACACCACAAGAUACUAAUCUCACUCAGUGGUACUUAGCCUAUAGAAGAGAGUCAAAUUUUUGUAGCCCGGCAAUCAUCAGCUUGCAACUUCCAAUUAAUAGUUCAGUUCAGUACAUUAUCAGGCUCAAUGAUACACCAGACCCCAAGGCUGAUACAUCAUGCUCUAUUGAGACGAGUAAUUGUUUUGAACUCCAAUAUAAAGGCAAAACUAAAAAUGAAAGCAUUUGUCCUGACACUGCCAACACUUAUGCUACAAGAAUUAUCAGAGUCAGUUCACUUUCUGAUGAUGAGACAAACCCAGAUUGUACAAUGAUUGAUAAUGAACUCUGCUCAAGAAUGUAUGAUAUUGAGGGGACCGAUGUAAGUGUGUCAUUAAAUGAGGCACCAACGACUGGGUCAAAUAAUGAUAACAAAGUACAAAUUGGUUUUGAUAUUCAAAUGGAUAAUUGUACUCGACCCCUUCCUAUUAAUUCUGCUCCUAAUCCUGUCCUCCUCUCUAUGAUUACUGAUCAAAAUGAAACAAUUCAUUUAGCUUAUUAUGCACCAGUUGCUAACAACAAUUGGACAAAUUUCAACAGUACGAAUUCAUCACUCAAUGGAAUACCUGUUUAUUCUUCUGAUUCUCCCAGAGUGCAUGUAUUUAAUUUUCGUGUUACUAACAGUAAUCAAGUUAAAGGAAUUUUGUUGAUAUGGACACAAUACAAUUACACAACUAAUACUGACACUUGGAGCUUUAGACAGACAGUAACCCUGAAGUAUAAGAAUAUUGAAAGGCAAAACAAUUCUUACUAUAAUAUUAAUGGCAAUGGUGAUACUAGCAGUGGUAGGACUGUAAUAAAUGGUGGGGAUGGCUCUUCUCCUCGUUGGAUCAGUGUAUGUUUUACAAGAUCCAAUGGCAUUUGUCCAAGUUUCUCUCUUCCAAUUAAUCCAGCUUCAUCAUAUCCUCAACCAAGCUCUACUGAUGCUCCUGAUGAUGCUCUAACUAGCAGCUCUAUAAGUGAAAUGACUACUUUGUUUACUGAUGUAACAAGUUCAACGAGUUUGAUGAGUUCAUUUGGUUCCUCUCCUGUUGGUAUUGCUAGCUCUUUUCUUAAUGUCAGUUCUUCUUCUGGUAUUGUCAGCGAUACUUUUAGUUCCUCUCCUGAUAUUUCCAGUUCUUUUGAUAUUUUCAGUUCUUCAUCAUUUAAUUUUUUUAGCUCAUCUGCCAUUUUCAGUUCUUCCCCUGACAUUGUCAUUACCAGUUCAUUUCCUAGUAUCACAAGUGAUAUACCUGAUAUUAUCAGCACUUCUAAUAUUUUGAGUUCUUCAUCAUUUGAUAUUUUUAGCUCUUCUGCUAUUUUCAGUUCUUCCCCUGACAUUGUCAUUACCAGUUCAUUUCCUAGUAUCACAAGUGAUAUACCUGAUAUUAUCAGCACUUCUAAUAUUUUGAGUUCUUCAUCAUUUGAUAUUUUUAGCUCUUCUGCUAUUUUCAGUUCUUCCCCUGAUAUUGCAAUUACUAGUUCUUUUCCUAGUAUCACAAGUGAUAUACCUGAUAUUAUCAGCACUUCUAAUAUUUUCAGUUCUUCAUCAUUUGAUAUUUUUUAUUUUUUUAGCUCUUCUGAUAUUUUUGAUUCUUCGUCAGUUGAUAUUUUUGAUUUUGACUCUUCUUCUCUCGAUAUUUUUAGCUCUACUCCUGAUAUUCUCUUACCUUUCACUGGCUCAUUCAUGGUAACACAUCGUUCACCAAAGCGGUCCACAAUGUUCCAAACCCAUUCACCUGAUGAAACAACAUCUAACCCUCCUAUUCCUGCCGAGACCACUAUUCCUGAUAUAACUAGGUCUUUCAUUAUUCCUCUCUCUAAUACCAACUCUCCUCUCACUACCACUGGAUCCCAUUUUACCAUUACUAGUUCUUCUGUGCCUGCAAGUUCCAGCCUCUCUUCUAGUUCUCCUUUUCCUACCAGAUCUCUUCAUAUUAGUUCUUCUCUACUCACUAGUUCUCCCCUACCUGCAAGUUCCAGUCUUUCUCCUUUUCCUAUCAGUUCUUCUCCUUCUAUCAGUUCUUCCGCUCUCCCUAUCACUUCUUCUCUUCCUAUCAGUUCUUCUGUGAUCAGUUUCCCUUUCUCUACUAUGUUUUCUCUUCCAACUGUUACUCUAUUACCUAGCUAUGACAUUAAAAGGACUUCUCUUAGUGGUUUUAGUUCUUCAUCCAGUACCAUAUCUAUUGACAGUCAGCUCAGUCUGUCUUCACUAUUACCUUUUAGUACACAAGUCAGCAUAAGCUCUCCUGUAUCUAGUCCAUACAUGUCUUCACUCUUGCUUUCAUCACUAUCUCCUAUUUCAACCAGUACUUUUAGUGUGCCUACUCUUAGUACUGGUUCUUCUGAUCCUUUAAGCACUUCUAUUGUGCAUAUUUCUACUACUGAUGCUUCUGAACUUUUUAUUCUAACCAGUACUCCUGUUACUGACCCUCCUGAUCCAUCUAUUCUAACCAGUGCUCCUAUUACUUCAACCGGUACUUCUACUUCAAUCAGUACUUUCACUUCAACUAGUACUUCUACUUCAACUAGUACUUCGACUCCAAUCAGUACUUUUACUUCAACUGCCACUUUUACUUCAAUCAGUACUUCUACUUCAACUAGUUAUUCCACUUCAACUAGUACUUCCACUUCAGCUAGUACUUCUACUCCAAUCAGUACUUUUACUUCAACUGCUACUUUUACUUCAAUAGCUACUUCUAUUCCAAUCAGUAGUUCUACUAGUUCUCCUAAGCCGUCAUGUACACCUAUUGAUGUAUGGCCUGAGACACAGGCUGGAGAGAUUGCUAGAGGAACAUGUAAAAAAGGAAUAUUUAAUGCUACAAGACGUUGCAGAGAUGAUGGUACAUGGAGUAUGAUGAUCAAUUGUAGUUCUUCUGAAUCCUUUGAUAGAAUAUCUAAUGAAGCUAUAAAUAAUUCUGCACGUGCUCUUAACUCAUUAAAUGGUACAUUGACUAAUAUUAGUGUUAAUGAAGCAGCUGUUCUUCUGAAUUUGAUAUCAACCUUUUUACAAAACUUUACAAAAGCCCAGGCAGGGACAGCUUUAGGUAUUGUUGGUGGAAUAUUUGAUGCAAUUAGAACUGAUGGGCAACAGUGUCCUCUUCUUUAG